AUGGAUGAAACUCCUUGGUGUCUUGCUCGCACCCACGAAUGGCCAUCAAAUUAUCAGUUCUACAUUAGUGAAACCAACAAAUUUGCUUUCCUUCUCAUAGAUCAACAGCAUGCACCCAAAGCCUCUGACUCCAAGAUGGACCAAAUCAAGCCUCCCAAGAACCUCAUAUUGUCCCGAGAGAGUAUGGACGCAGCUUUGGACAUCCUGCUGGUGGGGCGAUCCGUGGGAGAGGCUACUCAAAAAGUGGCAGAAACUAUUUCCUCCAGGUCGGCUAUUCGACCUCCACCUCCUCCUCCGGUCUCUUCUCAGGCUUCUAAGCCCAGCUCUCGACGUAGCAGGUCAUCCCGGCCUUCCAGCCAAGGGAGGUCGAGCUCUGCUCAUUGGUCUAUACAAGCCCCCCAGCCUCAAGGUACUUCUAACGAGGGGACGGAAGAGGGUCCCAUGAUUAUCUCUGAAGUGGCUGAGGGUGUUGGAUCGGCGAGGUCGGACCUUGUCCUUCCUACUGUGGGCGCUUCUGGGGUCUCCGCUGCUGUUGAAGAGGAGGUCCCCGGGGGGAGGCUAGAGGUCCCCAUUAUGGAAGAGGGAGCUCCAGGGAAAAGAGCGGAGGUUAUUCUCGUGGACGAGGAUGUCUCGAAGGCCCCCACCAAUGAUGCUCUUGCCCCUGAAGAGGUGGGAUCUGACCUUGCCAAGGAUGGAGGUGUCACAGAGAAGGUAGGGGACAAACGUCCUGCCUCCCUUGAAAUGCCUGCCCCAGCUCCAGCUCGGAAGAAGUCCAGGGCUUCCAAGGGAUCAGCUCCAGCUCUCCCUCCUAUUGGAGAGAAGAAAGAAGGUUCUAAAGAAUCAACUCCGGUUCUCCCUCCUCCUGAAAAGAAGAAAGAUGUCCCUGUGAUACCACUGCUGUCUGCUCCUGACAACGACAUUCUGAACGCAGAGGAUAUCACUCAUCAGUCUCCGGCGAGCGUGGUUGCUGAGAUUGUCAAGGAGCGGAUGUUUGGUGGCGUCAUGGAGGCUUUGGAUCCACGCUUGCUUGCUCUCACUGGUCUCUUAGCUAGCUCUACUAGGGAGCAAGCAGCGUUCCGUUCUCGACCUCGUGGGGAGCUCGGAGACACAAUCAGGGAGAUGCUUCUGAUGGUGACGGGCCUCUUUAUGGAGGUGGAUGCUCGUGACCACUCUCUCCGGGAAUCUGUGGACCGCCGGAUUGAGGAGGCGCGUCUAGAGGAGAAUUUAUCCGCAACUAGUGAUGCCAGGGGCAACCUCGCAGUAGCUCGAGUUCAUACCCAGUCCCUCCAGGCAGAGCUGCAUUCUGCCUUGGAGGCCCUCAAAAGAGCUGACGGGAAGGCGGCUGAGGCACAAGAGCACGCCAAGUCCCUGGAAGCAGAGUUGUUUCAUACCCACAGGGUUCUCAAGGAGUCUGAUGAGAGGGCGGCUGCAGCUGAGGUCCGAUGUGAAGAAGUUUUGAAGCAGCUGUCCUCUAUGGUGGAGACUCUUCGUGAGAAGGACGAGGCUAUGAGUCAGAAGGAUGAGGUCCAGUGUCAAUAUGAGGCCCUGAAGGCUGAUUUUGAAGGAGCUCAAGCUCACCUUGAUAAGGUGAAGGUUCAAAAGGAAGGAGCCCUAGCUCGGGUGGAGGUUCUCGAGCAGGAGCUGAGCAGGAGUUCUGAGCGUAUCAGAGACCUGGCUUUAUCGGCAGAGGAGUCUAAACUUCAUAAUCAAGAGCUUAGUCAAGAAGUCGGGACUUUGGAGCAUAAAUGCUCAGCCUUGCUCGAGGAGGCCAAACAUGUUGAGGACAUGAUCUAG
Manihot esculenta (cassava) is the source of this 1794-nucleotide messenger RNA. RefSeq lists its product as uncharacterized. The record is from RefSeq and is a predicted model, not a curated record. Bases 1 to 1794 code for a protein of 597 amino acids. The transcript is spliced from 3 exons. NCBI's taxonomy places the organism in Eukaryota, Viridiplantae, Streptophyta, Magnoliopsida, Malpighiales, Euphorbiaceae.